Messenger RNA from Drosophila subobscura, 645 nucleotides. RefSeq lists its product as uncharacterized. The transcript is spliced from 3 exons. The record is from RefSeq and is a predicted model, not a curated record. NCBI's taxonomy places the organism in Eukaryota, Metazoa, Arthropoda, Insecta, Diptera, Drosophilidae. The coding region runs from base 77 to 460 and encodes 127 amino acids.
GAUCGUAGUAAUCUUUUCGUUAGCAGUUUCGGCAGUCAGCUUUUUACUUCUACAAUUUUCCGAACUUACCCCAAAAAUGUGUUCUAAGAGUGAUAAAGCUGUCUCCGUGUUUUUGGGUGGAUGGAACCUGGUCCUCGGCCCGACUUGCUUACUCAUUUCCAUCAUCUGCAUAAGCAAACGCAAAUCGACGAAAGGACUUAGCAUCUACGAUCCCGACUAUGCCUGGUUCUUGUAUUGUUGUGUCCUGUUUGUUACCUCGAUCCUGCACAUACUGAGUGGGAUAUUGAUCCUGUUUGGCAUAUCGAGGAUGAACAGCAAAAUGCUCUUGGUGGGCCUUAUUCUGAGCAUUUUCAUGCCCUUUGCGCUGCUCUUCACUAUCGUUAUACCAGUUUUGCAGUUCUUUUGCCUGAUCCGAGGGAUUAGAUACUACAGAUCCAAGUGGGAGUCUAGCGAAAUCUAGAUCAUGGAACACUUGUUGGAAACUCAAACCCUAAACCCCAAAUUAUCUGUGUGAUUGAAGAACGACAAGCCCUCUCUCCCGAUCUUAGUAUACUUUUAGAAACAACUAACAAUCAGACAAAAUUGGUCAAAAUGUGUUGUCAAGUCUGUGACAAGUGGAAAGUAAUAUCGAUAUUUUUCGGAGCA